Molecule: messenger RNA, 3234 nt
Organism: Candida dubliniensis CD36
Lineage: Eukaryota; Fungi; Ascomycota; Pichiomycetes; Serinales; Debaryomycetaceae
Gene: STE23
Product: metalloendopeptidase
Exons: 1
Coding region: 1-3234 (1077 amino acids)
Biological process (GO): peptide catabolic process
Cellular component (GO): mitochondrion; cytosol
Molecular function (GO): metalloendopeptidase activity; metal ion binding
Source: RefSeq, a predicted model, not a curated record
AUGAAAAUUCCUUCAUUGAAAUUAACAACUGCUAGAAGUCCCUUUGUUUCAGUGAGCAAAUAUUAUUCAGGUAUGAGCAAUCAAUUUACUACCUUAUCCGAUGACAAGACCAUUGAAAAACCAUUACUUGAUGAUCGUUCAUAUAGAUUUAUUAAAUUAAAUAACAACGGGUUGAGAGUAUUGUUAAUAAAUGACCCUUCAACGGAUAAAGCAGCUGCUUCCUUGGAUGUUAAUGUCGGUUCAUUCACUGACAAAGAGUACAACAUCUCUGGACUCGCCCAUUUUUGUGAACAUUUAUUGUUUAUGGGCACGGAAAAGUACCCCAAAGAAAAUGAAUAUUCAAAUUAUUUAUCCAAACAUUCGGGUAGUUCCAAUGCAUAUACUGCUGCAGAACAUACAAAUUAUUAUUUCCAAGUCGGGGCAGAUUAUUUAGAAGGCGCAUUGGACAGAUUUUCUCAGUUUUUCAUCGCACCGUUAUUUAGCAAAUCGUGUCAAGACCGUGAAAUUAAUGCUGUUGAUUCAGAAAAUAAGAAAAACUUGCAAAGUGACACUUGGAGGUUAUACCAGUUAGAUAAAUUUACAAGUAAUUUGGCACAUCCAUACAGUGGGUUUUCUACAGGGAAUUAUCAAACAUUACACACUGAUCCUGUGGCAAAAGGAGUCGAUGUUCGUGACAUUUUGAUUGAUUUCCAUAAGCAACACUAUUCUUCUAAUUUGAUGAGUUUGGUUAUAUUGGGUAAAGAAGAUUUGAAUACAUUAACUGAUUGGGCGAUAGAAAAGUUUGCAGCAGUUCCUAAUAAGGAUUUAUCUCGACCAAACUAUAAAGGAGAAUUGGUCUAUAAUCCUCAGCAAUUGGGUAAAUUGAUCAAAGCUAAGCCAAUUAUGGACAAUCACAAAAUGGAAUUGAAUUUUUUAAUCCCAGAUGACUUGGAAGACAAAUGGGACACUAAACCAAACGGCUACUUUUCUCAUUUGGUAGGUCAUGAGAGUAAAGGGUCAAUAAUUUAUUAUUUGAAACAGAAAGGUUGGGCCACAGAUUUGUCUGCUGGUGCAAUGACUGUUUGUCAAGGUACUUCGAAUUUCUAUAUUGAAUUUCAAUUAACACCUAAAGGUUUCGAGAAUUGGCAAGAAAUUGUUGUUAUCACAUUCCAAUAUUUGAAUUUUGUCACAGACGAUGCACCUAGAAAAUGGAUUUGGGAUGAAAUUGAAGAAAUGUCACAGGUCAAUUUCAAGUUCAAACAGAAAAUGGAAGCAUCUAAGACCGUUUCUACUUUGAGUAAUAAAUUGUACAAAUUUGAUGAGUAUAUCCCAGCCUCAUAUUUACUAAGUUCAGCCAUUGUGAGAAAAUUUGAUCCAGAAGCGAUAAAAAGGUUUGGGUCUUAUUUCACGCCAGAGAAUUUAAGAAUCACAUUAGCUUCCCAAUUAUUAGCUGGGUUAAAUAAACAAGAAAAAUGGUAUGGCACCGAAUAUGAAUAUGAAGAUAUCCCACAAGCAUUAAUUCAGCAAAUUAAAUCACAACCAUAUAACGGCAAUCCGAAUUUGCAUUAUCCUCGACCAAAUAAUUUUAUUCCAACUAAUUUCGAAGUUACUAAAGCGAAACUGAAACAUCCACAAGUAGCUCCAUAUUUGAUUGAACACAAUAACAAAAUUAAUUUGUGGUAUAAACAAGAUGAUACAUUUGAGGUUCCAAAAGGUUCGAUUGAAGUGGCAUUCCAUUUGCCUAGUUCCAACACUGAUAUCAAUACAUCAGUAAUGUCAAAUGUGGCAAUUGAAUUGUUGGAUGAUGAAUUAAAUGAGUUGACGUAUUUUGCUGAGUUGGUAGGAUUAAAAGUUAAAUUACAUGCAUGGCGUGAUGGGUUUUUAAUUAAUGUCUCAGGGUAUAGCCAUAAAUUAUCUAAUUUGUUGCAAGAAGUCUUGACCAAGUUUUUCCAAUUUGAACCUCAACAAGAUAGAUUUGAAUCAAUAAAGUUUAAAUUAUUAAAGAAUCUUAAGAAUUUUGGGUUUCAAGUACCUUUUCAGCAAGUUGGGGUAUACCAUUUACAAUUAUUAAAUGAAAAACUUUAUCAACAAGAUGACAGAAUUGAAGUUUUACAAAAAGUAACAUACAAAGAUGUUUAUCAACAUUUCAAACAAAAUAUUUGGCAGCUGGGUAUUUUUGCAGAAGUUUUGAUUCAUGGUAAUUUUGACGUUGCCCAAUCAAAGCAAAUUAGAGAUAUUAUUAACGAGUCAAUGGAAAAUGUUAAACCAUGGAUGGACAAGUAUAAUGAGGAACAAUUUCAUUUACAAAGUUAUGUGUUACAACCAAAUGAAACAAUAAGAUACGAAGUGCCUUUGAAAGAUACAGCUAAUAUUAACUCAUGUAUCGAGUAUUAUAUUCAAAUCAAUACCAAUGCCGAUAGUUUGAAAUUACGUGUUUUGACAGACUUAUUUGCCACAAUAAUUAGAGAACCUUGUUUUGAUCAAUUGAGAACUAAAGAACAAUUAGGAUAUGUUGUAUUUUCAGGGACGGUUUUAGGGAGAACAACGUUGGGGUUUAGAAUUUUGAUUCAAUCGGAAAGAAAAUGUGAUUAUUUGCAGUACCGUAUCGAAGAGUUUUUAGCUCAAUUUGGGAACUAUGUUAACAACGAGUUGUCAACUGAAGAUUUCAUCAAAUUCAAGCAUGCCUUGAAAAAUAUCAAGUUGACCAAAUUAAAACAUUUGAAUGAAGAAACUGCUAGACUUUGGUCAAAUAUAAUUGAUGGAUACUAUGAUUUCGAUUCAAGAUCUCGUCAAGUUGAAAUAUUGGAAAAUAUCACCAAAGACGAAUUAGUUGAAUUUUUCAAUACUUUUAUUGCAAAAUCUGAUAAUACUGGUAAAUUGAUUACUUAUUUGAAAUCGCAAAAUCCAACCGAGUUCACGGAAUCGAAAAAAUUACAUUCAGGAAUAAUCAAUUAUUUGUAUCGUAAUCAAAUUGAAAUUGAUCAUGAGUUGAUUGAUAAUUUGGUUAAACAAUAUGGGGAACACAAAGAUUUGGUUCUUGUUGCCAAAGAAUUAUCAGAUAAUAUAAAUGUAAAUAAAGAUAAAUUAUUGAAAGUCCUUAACAAGGCAAUCAGUUAUCCAGUCCCUGAAAUCUAUCCAACUGGUAAAUUGGUUGUCAAUGAUGAGGAGUUUAGAAAGAAUCGUGAACUAAGUGGCAAACCAAAACCAGUAAAUGCAUUAACAAAAUUUUUGUAUAAUGAACAAUCACAUUUAUAG